This is a messenger RNA of Oppia nitens, 1571 nucleotides long. Its product is annotated as angiogenic factor with G patch and FHA domains 1-like. The record is from RefSeq and is a predicted model, not a curated record. The coding region runs from base 87 to 1571 and encodes 494 amino acids. The transcript is spliced from 7 exons. Lineage: Eukaryota; Metazoa; Arthropoda; Arachnida; Sarcoptiformes; Oppiidae. Gene Ontology annotation, molecular function: nucleic acid binding; protein binding.
UAAUAUAUUUAAUAUUGAAUUGAAAUGCAAUUCAAAGUGAUAUCACUUUUAUAUUAAACACAUUGUUUUGUCACAUAUAUGAAGACAUGGAUCAAGAGUCAGAUAAGUUGAUAACACUUAACCAACAGUUAAGACACAAGACAUCAGAGAUGGAGACAAUGAACAAAACAAUUGAAACACUAGUCAACGAUAAAGAGAUUCAAAUGAAAGAUAUUAACCAAUUGAGAGAAGAGCUGAAGCUAUUGUCGGCUAAACUUUUAUUACAUGAAAAUGUUGUCAAUUGUGUGACCAAUUCGGUCGCAACACAAACGGAUCUGACAUUAAUUGAUAGCCAACUAAAUGUUUGUAUCAAUUGUCAGAAACCGAUGAACUCAAGCAACGAUUGGCGACAAAACUCGCAAAACAAGAAUACAAAAAUCAGUGAUUUAGUCCGCGAGACAGCUCAGGAAGUCGUGGCCAACAAUGACUAUGUUUACGAUGAAAAGUCUAAAACAUAUUACAGCCGCAGCACCGGAUGGUAUUACUAUCCCGAGUCGUAUCUCUUUUAUGACCCGAACUCUGAAAACUAUUAUAAAUACGAUUCCGACAAAAAAGAGUAUAUUUUUUAUUCUUCACUCAAUCAGAAAAAUGACAAAAAAGAUGUUUUGAAAGCUCCCAAAGCAAAGAAAAUUAAGAAAGAUUUACAAACAGAAGAUACAAAAUUAGAAGUAAUCUAUGUUUCCUCUGAAGAAGAAGAAGGAGAAAUAUUAGACUCGGAAGACAGUUCUGAUGACAAUUCUGAUGACAGUAAUAAUGUUAAAUUAAGUCCACCAUUAGUUAGGAUGAUUGUGAAGCAGUCAUCAACUUUAGAUAUCGGUAGUCUAUUAUUAGUUACUUGUAUGGGCGCUAAAAUUGGUAACGAAGCCAACUGUGAUGUCUGGAUCACUGAUGAAACAGUCAGUCGGACUCACGCUGAGAUUAAAUAUGAUUACAAAUUAAAUAAUUAUAUGAUGAAAGAUCUCAACAGUACUAACGGGACGUUUAUUAAUGGCGAGAAAUUAGAGACAAAUACAGAGAUGAUUGUUAAACAUAGCGACGAAAUAACAUUUGGUGAAUGUGUGUUAUUAGUGCACAUUCAUUACGGCAAAGAUGUGACCUGUGAUCGAUGCGAACCCGGCCUCGUAAUGGCCAACUUGAAGUCAGAUCAACAAAAUAAUUGCAACAAUUACUAUGAAGUGACCGAUAAAGAGAAAGAUCACAAAAAACAAUUAAAAUUACUUAAGAAGAAAUACGGUCUUAAAAAUGUUGACUAUUGUGAACAAAAAGUAUCAGUUAUUGUAAACACUAAUUAUAAGGAUAGGGCAGAAAUGAGACGCAUUGAGAAGGGAAGUGACAAUCCUUACGAAAAGACAGCCGCCGGCACUUCACUCGAUACUGCGCUAUCGAAAUCCAAUAAAGGUUUUCAAAUGUUGCAAAAGAUGGGUUGGAAGAGAGGAAAGGCACUCGGAAAGCAUGAAAACGGCAUAAUUGAACCGGUUAAUGUAAUUACUAACAACAGUAAUGGCCAAUCAUUACAUAAAAAUGAUAUUUGA